AUGCCUGUUAGGAACUUAACAAACAACCGAGAUGCCGACGAUAGUCGUCAUAUCCGUGGUGCCAAUGGGGAUAAUACCAGCGGUACUUUUUCGCCCUCCACGGAGGAACUUUCUGAACAUGGUGAGGACGGGUUCGAAGAUACUAGGGACGAUGCUUACAGUGCGUUGCUCCCCCCCAAUUUAACGAACCCAUUUUUGAACAGCAGUGAGGAGUCGUCUGCGAAUUCAGACAGUAACGACAAUGUCAAUAACAUUAACAGUGACAACUCUCUGCUGCCCGAUGAGCAACAUGAGAAGUUCGGCAGUCCGUACAGGGGUUACUACUCGAAGGAGGUGCCGAACCACAGCUACGAUAGCAGUUACACGAACUCGAACUCGAACAACACAGGGAACUCGCAUACGCUUCCAAACCGUGGGAAGAACAUGUCCACGUCGAAAUAUAUAAGCAACAUCCCGUUGAGCCAUAGCUUCAUCAAGGCACCGAAACCAUUUGACAGGUAUCCAACAGUCAGCAAUUCGAUCCCACCAUCGAUCGAUGCAAAAGUUGGGAACUUCAACGGAUCGUUAAACGUGGACGCAUUGAAGGAAUCGACCGGCGUCGGGUCUGGGUCUUCAUCAAAUUCGAAUAACCCGCUGCCAGAGUACGAUUUCUCACCGUUUGGUGGGUAUCCAACGUCCGCUUUCCCCUUAACAAUGGCGGAACACGAGGCAGAUGACUAUCUACAUAACCCAUUGCUAGAGGAGGAGGCAAGACUGGAUAGGAGGCGAAUCCUCGAGGAUAUCAAACACAUGAACAAACGAUCGUUCGGCGGAAUCGUUGGUAUAAUAUUCUUGUUCAGCGCCGCCAUCUGUGUCUUCGUUGUAUUGCCAGCGCUGACAUUCACGGGGGCCGUCUAUCACGAGGCUAGGAAACCGGUACUGAACGAGACUCUGAUACAGUACCUGACCCAGUACGAGUAUCCACAGUUGUCUGCAAUCAGAACCACUUUGGUCGAUCCAGACACACCAAGCUCCGCAAAGACGAGAAAAGCGAUGGACGGGUCCACGUGGCCACUUGUAUUUUCAGACGAGUUUAACGCAGAGGGGAGGACAUUUUUAGUGGGGGAUGACCAAUUCUGGACAGCACCAGAUAUCCACUACGACGCUACGAAAGAUUUGGAAUGGUACAGUCCAGACGCAGUCACUACCAAGAAUGGGACUUUGCAACUUCGUAUGGAUGCUUUCAAAACGCAUGGUUUGUUUUAUAGGUCAGGGAUGGUGCAGAGUUGGAAUAAGCUGUGCGUCAACGAGGGUGCCAUUGAAAUUUCGAUAAAUUUACCAAACUACGGGCACGUCACGGGUUUAUGGCCUGGGUUGUGGACUAUGGGUAACCUGGCAAGACCUGGGUAUCUGGCAAGCACAGACGGUGUAUGGCCAUACUCGUAUAAUUCAUGCGAUGCCGGUAUAACGCCUAACCAGAGCUCCCCAGAUGGGAUAUCAUAUCUGCCCGGUCAGCGGUUAAGUGCAUGCACGUGUGAUGGGGAGGAUCAUCCUAACCCAGGCAUUGGGAGAGGCGCGCCGGAAAUUGAUAUCUUGGAAGGUGAGGUCGAUACCGUGCUUGGGGUUGGUCUGGCCUCCCAGUCUUUACAAGUGGCACCCUUUGAUAUAUGGUACAUGCCGGAUUAUAACUUCAUUGAAAUCUACAAUUUCACGACCACUACGAUGAACGGAUACUGUGGUGGUCCAUUCCAGCAGGCCGUGUCUGCUGUAACUAGUUUGAAUACAAGCUGGUACCAAUUCGGACCCGACGCUGGAUCGUUUCAGACAUUCGGCUUGGAAUAUAGGAAUGAUGAUACUGACGGGUAUCUCCAAUGGAGUAUUGGUAACAAACCAACUUACACAAUACACGCAACAACGUUGCACCCAAAUGGUAACAUCAACUGGAGACAAAUAAGCAAAGAGCCAAUGUCUAUCGUUAUGAAUUUGGGUAUCUCCAACAACUGGGCCUAUAUCGACUGGAGAUCCAUUUUCUUCCCAGUAACUUUCUCGAUUGACUUUAUUAGAAUUUACCAACCUACAGAUGCGACAUCUCUCACGUGUGAUCCUCCUGACUAUCCUACCUACGACUACAUCCAGGGCCAUUUAUUGGCUUAUACUAAUCCUAACCUCACACAUUGGGACCAAGCGGGAUUUUCAACUCCAAAGAAUAUUCUAACGGGGAAGUGUAAAAGUUCUAACUUCAAGGGAAACUGA
This is a messenger RNA of Huiozyma naganishii CBS 8797, 2232 nucleotides long. RefSeq names its product beta-glucan synthesis-associated protein SKN1 (gene SKN1). Gene Ontology annotation, molecular function: glucosidase activity. Gene Ontology annotation, cellular component: endoplasmic reticulum membrane; plasma membrane. The record is from RefSeq and is a predicted model, not a curated record. NCBI's taxonomy places the organism in Eukaryota, Fungi, Ascomycota, Saccharomycetes, Saccharomycetales, Saccharomycetaceae. The coding region runs from base 1 to 2232 and encodes 743 amino acids. Gene Ontology annotation, biological process: fungal-type cell wall organization; (1->6)-beta-D-glucan biosynthetic process. The transcript has a single exon.